CGUUUGAUCAUUGGUCUCCACUCCCCAAGUUUUGCGUUCACUUUUCAACUGGGCAGUUCAGGUACAGCCUUCCAGUGCUUGUAUAUCGCGAGUUAGUACGAACUUACCAAAUCGAGUGAUCGCAUCGCGAAGUACGCCGCAGGCAAGCAACUCGUUCAUCGUUAAAAAUGGUUCUCCAAAUUACUAGCUCGGCUGAUCUCAAGGCCAAAUUGAGUGAGGCUGGAAAUACGCUGGUCGUCAUAGAUUUCUUUGCUACUUGGUGCGGACCGUGCAAAAUGAUUGCACCAAAGCUCGAGGAAUUGUCCAAGGAACUCAAUGACGUUAUCAUCCUCAAAGUUGAUGUCGACGAGUGCGAGGAUAUUGCCUUCGAGUAUGAAAUAUCCAGCAUGCCCACCUUCGUUUUUAUAAAAAAUUCUGCUGUGCUGGAGUCAUUUGCCGGUGCUAAUUUUGACAAACUAAAAAACACCAUUCAGAAACACAAGUGAAAAUCUGUGAAAAGAAAUCUAUUCCAUUAUUUUUAAUUGUAAACAAUGCUAAACACAAAUAAUUACAUACAUAUAUAUGUAUACGUAUGAGUAUAUACAAAUAUAUACAUUUAUAUAUAUAUAUACGUAUGUAUAUGUAUAUAGAAAUCAGAAAUUGAAAUAUUCCGCUCAUUUUUAAGCUUAUUGUCAGUGCGUCAUUUGUCGACGAAAAAAUCCAGUAAAAAACUGUUCUGCUGUGCCGUCGCACAGAUAUAUUAUUAUUACAUACCAAUCUGUAUACAAUAAACAGUUUAAUGUUCAGUUUUGUUAUUACUGAAGUAGAAUGAAAAUAAAGGAAAGGAAACAUUGGAAUUUAA
Molecule: messenger RNA, 841 nt
Organism: Neodiprion fabricii
Lineage: Eukaryota; Metazoa; Arthropoda; Insecta; Hymenoptera; Diprionidae
Product: thioredoxin-2
Exons: 4
Coding region: 168-485 (105 amino acids)
Molecular function (GO): protein-disulfide reductase activity
Source: RefSeq, a predicted model, not a curated record